Brassica oleracea var. oleracea is the source of this 294-nucleotide messenger RNA. Its product is annotated as MYB-like transcription factor ETC1. Gene Ontology annotation, biological process: cell differentiation. The record is from RefSeq and is a predicted model, not a curated record. Bases 37 to 294 code for a protein of 85 amino acids. Gene Ontology annotation, molecular function: transcription cis-regulatory region binding. Lineage: Eukaryota; Viridiplantae; Streptophyta; Magnoliopsida; Brassicales; Brassicaceae. Gene Ontology annotation, cellular component: nucleus. The transcript has 3 exons.
UUCGAACUGAUACGGUAGGAUCGAAAAUCAUUGCAGAUGGAUAAGCAAUCUAAGCCGAAGCAUCCCAAGACCAAUGCUUAUGCCACCAGCGUUGCCUCUUCUUCUGAAGAAGUAAGCAGUCUUGAGUGGGAAGAAAUAGCAAUGACUCAAGAAGAAGACGAAUUGAUCUGCAGAAUGUAUAAGCUCGUUCGCCAGAGGUGGGACUUAAUAGCUGGGAGGAUUCCAAGAAGAACAGCAGAACAGAUUGAAAGGUUUUGGGUGAUGAAGAAUCAUCGAAGAUCUCAAUUACGUUGA